Molecule: messenger RNA, 1411 nt
Organism: Orbicella faveolata
Lineage: Eukaryota; Metazoa; Cnidaria; Anthozoa; Scleractinia; Merulinidae
Product: zinc finger protein-like 1 homolog
Cellular component (GO): Golgi apparatus
Source: RefSeq, a predicted model, not a curated record
AUCCGACCGAGUACCGAGUCGGUCGUAAACUAUGGCGACGUGGCAAGAAGACUGAAGGAAGUCGAAUGAAAAAUUUGUCCGAUUCUGACCUUUUUCAGGGUACAUGUAAGCGUUUCAUUGAAGGAGAACAAUCAUGGGAUUGUGUAAAUGUCCUAAGAAGAAGGUCACUACACAGUUUUGCUUCGAACAUCGUGUGAAUGUUUGUGAACACUGCCUGGUUUCAAACCACCCAAAAUGUAUAGUUAAAUCUUAUCUACACUGGCUUCAAGACAGUGACUACAAUCCAGUUUGUACUUUAUGUAAUGGAAGUUUAGCUGAAGGAGAUGUUGUCAGGCUAAUUUGCUUCGAUGUAUUUCAUUGGGGUUGUCUAAACAGUUAUGCAGCAAGUCUUCCAACUAACACAGCUCCUGCAGGUUACACUUGUCCCAACUGCAAGUCACCAGUGUUUCCUCCAGAGAAGCAAGUUUCUCCUGUUGCAGACCAAUUGAGACAGAUGCUAGCCAGUGCACCAUGGGCCCGUGUGGGUCUUGGGCUCCCAGUGGUGCCAGCCUCAAGCUCGUCCAGCUCAGCAGUAUCUGAAAGCAGUGUGUCUAGACAUGAAGCUGAUGUUGUCUCUCAAGUGGCAGACAGUCACAGGAAAACAGCUACAAACGGACACAGUGACUCAUACUUAGUCACCCAGGCUUCUAGUCAACCCCCUCCUUAUACGUCCACCCCACUAAGUACCAAAACAGAGCUCAGAUCAGCCAGAGACCACGUAGUGGACGUGCGACAACAGAAUACGGUGGUACCACCCCCGCAGCAGGCUCAUGCUCGCUCAGACAAACCAAGCACAGUUUCAAGGAAGAUAUUCAACACUCGGGAGGCUGUGGACAGUAUUCCUUAUGACCAUGAUGAGAAUAAAUACCAAAGAAGAGGUGCUAUAGACUGGUUCACAAGAUGGUUCUGGUCUCGAAGACCAAAAAAGCCUGGACCCGAGGAUCCCAACGCCUCCUUAAAACGGACAACCGUCAUGUUGAUUCUGCUCGUCCUCGCCUUUACCACCAUAGUCGUUCUAUUUACGCGUGUUGGACGAGGAAUGGCCGAUAAAGACCCUUUUCUGGAUCCCAUGGCGAAUCCCAAUAUAAGAGUCAGAGGUGGAAAAAUGGACAACGCGUGAAUCUACAGCAUCGCUAACGCUUGGAUCGAUAUCAAAGGACUUCAAGAAUGAACAAAAACCAGCACACCCAGAAAUGGAAGAGUUUUAUUUCGCUUUCCGUCUCUUCACAAUAGAAUACUCAGACUACUUUUGAUUUUGUAUAUUUGCGCAAGAGGAAAUUGCGAUCCGUAAAUAUUGUAACUUCGUAUCUCGUACGGUCCUUGUUGAAGAGAGUUCCGCAGGGAUUUAGAACUUAUUUUAAAAACCUCCUGC